Molecule: messenger RNA, 2495 nt
Organism: Propithecus coquereli (Coquerel's sifaka)
Lineage: Eukaryota; Metazoa; Chordata; Mammalia; Primates; Indriidae
Gene: SLC25A46
Product: solute carrier family 25, member 46
Exons: 7
Coding region: 137-1465 (442 amino acids)
Biological process (GO): mitochondrial fission; mitochondrial membrane fission; axon development
Cellular component (GO): mitochondrial outer membrane
Source: RefSeq, a predicted model, not a curated record
GGUUGUCAGAAGCCCCCGGACGCGGACGCCGACGCGGCCGCGGCGUCAGAGAAGGGGAAGCUGUGUGGCCUCAGGUCGCCGUGGCCCGGGUGUUGGCGGGUCCCGGGUGGGCUCGCGUCAUCCUGCCCUGGCUACGAUGCAUCCGCGGCGCCCCGACGGAUUUGAUGGCUUGGGCUACCGCGGUGGUGCCCGGGACGAGCAGGGUUUUGGCGGCGCUUUCCCUGCAAGGUCCUUCAGCUCCGGGUCGGACCUGGGCCAUUGGGUGACGACUCCCCCAGACAUCCCCGGCAGCCGCAACCUGCACUGGGGCGAGAAGAGUCCGCCCUACGGAGUGCCCUCCGCCUCCACCCCGUACGAAGGCCCCGCGGAAGACCCCUUUUCCGGCGGCGGCGGCGGCGGCGGCAGCGCGCAGGGGCAGAGCAGUGACGCAUAUAUACAUAAAUUAUUUUUAUAUAGUCUCUUCACAGAAAAUGUACUGGCCCAUCCUUGCAUUGUUCUACGCCGCCAAUGUCAGGUUAAUUACCAUGCUCGGCAUUAUCAUCUCACUCCAUUUACAGUCAUCAAUAUCAUGUACAGCUUCAACAAAACUCAGGGACCAAGAGCCCUAUGGAAAGGAAUGGGAAGUACAUUUAUUGUCCAGGGCGUCACACUUGGAGCAGAAGGCAUAAUUAGUGAAUUCACACCUUUGCCAAGGUACCUUUUUGGCAUUUCUUCAAUUAGUUCAUACAAAGUUUUAAAAACAUUUUUCAGGGUUCCUGCUGGAGCCGUGAUGGAAGGAGUACCAGUUCCCUCCGGGGAGCUGGUGGCAGCAAGUGUCAUCUUUGUUUUCCUAACUUAUGUAGUGGCAAUGCCAUUUUAUUCAGCAAGUCUAAUUGAAACAGUACAGAGUGAGAUAAUUCGAGAUAAUGCUGGCAUUUUGGAAUGUGUUAAAGAAGGAAUUGGAAGAGUGAUAGGCAUGGGAGUGCCUCAUAGCAAACGACUUCUUCCGCUUCUUUCCUUGGUCUUCCCUACGGUGCUUCAUGGAGUUCUUCAUUACAUCAUUAGUUCAGUUAUUCAGAAGUUUGUCCUACUGAUUCUAAAGAGAAAGACUUAUAAUAGCCACCUAGCUGAGAGCACUAGCCCUGUACAGAGUAUGCUGGAUGCUUAUUUUCCAGAACUUAUUGCUAACUUUGCUGCCAGUCUUUGUUCUGAUGUUAUACUUUACCCACUGGAAACAGUUUUGCACCGCCUUCACAUUCAAGGAACACGCACAAUAAUUGACAACACAGACCUUGGCUAUGAAGUGCUUCCAAUUAAUACACAGUAUGAGGGAAUGAGAGACUGUAUCAAUACCAUAAGGCAGGAGGAAGGAGUGCUUGGAUUUUAUAAAGGGUUUGGUGCUGUUGUAAUACAGUACACACUGCAUGCAGCCGUUUUACAGAUUACCAAAAUUAUUUACUCUACACUUCUUCAAAAUAGCGUUUGAGAUUUAGGUUCCAUCACUGGUUAGUCCAGAAGACAUAAUCUGGAUAAUUUACUAUGAAAUUAUGAGGGAUAAAAGUGAAAUACUGGGGAAAAAAAUGGAUUGGAAAGUGAAAUUGCUUUAAAAAAAAAAAAAAAAGCCAACACCCUUGCUGAUUAUCUUGACUUUUCAUUUUUUUUAAGGCAUAGGUAUAUAUUUUGGAUCACAAUGCUUCCAAAUUUGGAAAGUCAAUAAAAGUAACACUUAAACAAAUUAAAUUCUAGUUAGCGAAAUACUCACGCUGAAGUAAAAAUGAUCCUGGGCAGAAGUAAAACUUUAUUAUCAAAUAUAAAACAAAAUUUCAAAGAGCUGAAUCUAUUCGAAUCAUCUGACCUUAAUAUUUGUUACAUGUUUAUUUUACCUUCCAGAUUGAUGUUAGUAUAUUACCCUUAAUACAGUGUAAUAUCCUUAAUACAAUCUGGAGGUUUUACUUUUAAGCAAAUAAAUUAUAUCAUCAUUGAAAAAGACUAAGAGGAUUAGAUUUGACAAUCUGUAUGUAGGAGAUGAAGGAUUUUAAAUUGCAUUGUCCCUAUAUAACUAUUUUAAUGGCUGUAUAUAUGUAUUUUACAAAGCCAUUUGUGUACACACAUAUGACUUGGAAUUUCCUUCGUCUCUGUAAGUUUUCUACACUUAGGUCAGCUUAUUGCAUAAAAUUAAGUCAUGUACUUUCUGCUUGAACAUCAAAAUACAGCAUCAAAAGCCAAGGCACCCAAAUGAUGUUAAAUCAAAUAUAGCAUACUUGUCCAUAUCCAAACCCAGGAUUUCAGUGCCAGAAACUUAAAAACUUUGUCAUGUUUAUAAAGUUUGGUUUGCUUAGCUAGCUGUAUGAAUUGUCAGGCUACUUUUAGAGUCAAUCUUAAGAGACAAUAUAAAAUAAUCAUGACAACUAUUACUGUUUUCACAUUUACAAAUUGUGUACUUAAAGGAACCUCAUUUGCCUUCCAUUUCUGAAUGACUUGUCUUAGAGGAAACAAAAUUAAAAUUCACCUGGGAA